GGCAGGCCUGGGAGGCGGCCGGGAGGUGGGGCGCGGCCGGGGGCCGGGCCGCGCGGGCUUCAUCUGCGGCCGCACGGCCUGCGCCCGAGAGCUGGGGACUCCGAGGCGCGGCGGGACGAGCGUCGGAAGAGGUUAUGGGCCACCGCUGGGGCUUCCUGAUCGUCUUCCUGGGCGCCGUGGGGCUGCUGGGCUCGUGCUACGGCAGGCAGCAGUCCUCGGAAACGGCGGCGCAGAGGUGCUUCUGCCAGGUUAGUGGUUACUUGGAUGAUUGUACCUGUGAUGUUGAAACCAUUGAUAGAUUUAAUAACUACAGACUUUUCCCAAGACUUCAAAAACUUCUGGAAAGUGACUACUUCAGGUAUUACAAGGUAAACUUGAAAAGGCCAUGUCCUUUCUGGAAUGAUAUCAACCAGUGUGGAAGAAGGGACUGUGCUGUCAAGCCUUGUCAGUCGGAUGAAAUUCCCGAUGGAAUUAAAUCUGCAAGCUAUAAGUAUUCUGAAGAAGCCAAUAAUCUAAUUGAAGAAUGUGAGCAAGCUGAACGACUUGGAGCUGUGGAUGAAUCGCUGAGUGAGGAAACGCAGAAGGCUGUUCUUCAGUGGACCAAGCAUGAUGAUUCCUCAGACAACUUCUGUGAAGCUGAUGACAUACAGUCUCCUGAUGCGGAAUAUGUAGAUUUGCUCCUUAAUCCUGAGCGCUACACGGGUUACAAGGGACCAGAUGCUUGGAAAAUAUGGAAUGUCAUCUAUGAAGAAAACUGUUUUAAGCCACAGACAAUUAAAAGGCCUUUAAAUCCUUUGGCUUCUGGUCAAGGUGAAAGUAGUGAGAAUACCUUUUACAGUUGGCUAGAAGGUCUCUGUGUAGAAAAGAGAGCAUUCUAUAGACUUAUAUCUGGCCUCCAUGCAAGCAUUAAUGUGCAUUUGAGUGCACGGUAUCUUCUACAAGAUACCUGGUUGGAAAAAAAAUGGGGACACAACAUUACAGAAUUUCAGCAGCGAUUUGAUGGAAUUUUGACUGAAGGAGAAGGUCCAAGAAGGCUUAAGAACUUGUAUUUUCUCUAUUUAAUAGAAUUAAGGGCUUUAUCUAAAGUGGUACCAUUCUUCGAGCGCCCAGAUUUUCAGCUCUUCACUGGAAAUAAAGUUCAGGAUGCAGAGAACAAAAUGUUACUUCUGGAAAUACUUCAUGAAAUCAAAUCAUUUCCUUUGCAUUUUGAUGAGAAUUCAUUUUUUGCUGGAGAUAAAAAAGAAGCGAACAAACUAAAGGAGGACUUUCGACUGCAUUUUAGAAAUAUUUCAAGAAUCAUGGAUUGUGUUGGUUGUUUAAAAUGUCGACUAUGGGGAAAGCUUCAGACUCAAGGAUUGGGCACUGCCCUGAAGAUCUUGUUUUCUGAGAAACUGAUAGCAAACAUGCCAGAAAGUGGGCCCAGUUAUGAAUUCCAUCUAACAAGACAAGAAAUAGUAUCAUUAUUUAAUGCAUUUGGAAGAAUUUCUACAAGUGUGAAAGAAUUAGAAAACUUCAGGAACUUGUUACAAAAUAUUCAUUAAAGAAAACAAGUUGAAAUGUGCCUGUUUCUGGACAGUGGAAGCCAAAGAAUGGAUUUCAUUCAAAGGCAAAAUAGCAAUGACAGUCUUAAGCCAAACAUUUUAUAUAAAGCUGCUUUUGUAAAAGGGAAUUAUAUUAAUUAUAUUGUUUUAAGUGAACAAAAUUUUUUAAUUAUGUUAAGUCUGUGUAUAAUAUUAUUGUGAGUAAAAGUAAUACUUUAAUGUGGUUCAAAUUUUAAAGUUUAAUAUUAAGUAAAAUCAGGAUUAUCAAAUUCAUGUACGGUGAACCUAACUAAAUGAUGUUUUAAGUCUCUCAAACUAGAAUUUUGUGUAAGAAGGUGUAAUAUAAAUAAAACUAUGGCCAAUGUGACAAGCAUUUAAUAGGAAAUUGGUAAAGAGGCUCAUGAAUGACCCAUUAUUAACAGCCUAAAAAAUUUCAAUAUAUUUAGGGUUACAAGAUUUAGUAAAUAAAAAUACAGAAUGCCAAGUUAAAUUUGAAUUUCAGAUUAAUAAGAAAUAGUUGGGGUAUGUAUGUUGCAUGCAAUAUUUAGGACUAACUUACACCAAAAAAAUUAUUCCUUGUUUAAAAUUCAAAUUUAACUGGGAGUCCUGUUUUUCAUCUGGUAAUCCUGUAAUACAUUGGUAUGAAACAAAUCAGCUUUAGAAUUAUAUUGCUAUUGUGAAUGGGCUUAUUUUGGUGUGUAGAAGGAUUUCUAAACAGUGUGAAAAAUUGAAUAGAUUUAUAUAUUUAUUCUCAAUACUUUCCCUAUUCUGAAUAAAAUUUGGGAGGAAUUUUUAUUUUUAUAUAAUUUCAAAUUUACAGAAAUGUUUCCAGCAUAGUACAAAGAACUCUUUUACCAGAUUCACUUAUUGUUCAUGUUUGCUUUAUUUCUCAUGCUCUCUCUGUAUAUACACACAUACACUAUUUUUUUCCUGAAUCAUUUGAAAGUAAGUUACAGGCAUCAUGCCCUUGAACCCUAAGCACUUCAGUGUGUCGUACUGAAUACUUUUUAAAAAUAAUUUUUUUUCAGAAAAAAAAAACCUGGAACUAUAUAAGCCUUAGAGUAAGGAACUCCUUUGAGUUCCAAUCUAAAGUUCUUUUUGAGUUUUAUAACCCUUUUAUUGCUUGAUCUGUAUAGUCAUGGGGCAUAAAAUUUUUGUUAUUUGUACAUGAUGUUUAUUUCCUUUUUCUCCAAAAAACAAAACUGUAAUUUUCAGAGGUUUUCUCUAGGGUAAGAUCUGAAAUGAUAAAAAUAUUUGAAGGGAUUUAGGAAUUUAUAUCUCAUGGUAAUUGUAGGGAAAAAAAACUACAUACCUCAAAAUCAUGGGUCCUCUGUAUGUCUUGGCAGGUUUACCAUAUAAAAUUGAGAUAUAAAAUUAUUAAUAAAGCAGGAUUUAUUUA
Molecule: messenger RNA, 2940 nt
Organism: Phacochoerus africanus (Common warthog)
Lineage: Eukaryota; Metazoa; Chordata; Mammalia; Artiodactyla; Suidae
Gene: ERO1A
Product: endoplasmic reticulum oxidoreductase 1 alpha
Exons: 16
Coding region: 135-1541 (468 amino acids)
Biological process (GO): protein folding in endoplasmic reticulum
Cellular component (GO): endoplasmic reticulum membrane; endoplasmic reticulum
Molecular function (GO): FAD binding; thiol oxidase activity; protein-disulfide reductase activity
Source: RefSeq, a predicted model, not a curated record